UUGACCAGUCCAGCAUGCUCAUGUCUCGUAUUGGAGUGGUUCUUUUGAAGGAUCUGUCACUAUGUAUGUAUGGUUCUCUCUCUGCUCUCUCUCUCUCUCUCUCUCUCUCUGGUGAAGUCAAAAAUGGAGUAAGUUACUGGCUCUGGCUGAGCAUAGCAGCUUGACCUGAUCACACCGAGAAAUUAUACAAGUAGCUCCUUACUUGGUUUAUUUUCCCCUUAGAGACGCACUAACCUUUUCAUUCAUUGAGUCCUAUUCUUUGAUUCUAAAAACACACAUUAUCUAAAGCCUGAAUUUUCCACUCCUUUUUAGCAUAAAGAAGAUGCCAAGUUCAGUUUAGGCCAUUGGUCUUCAUCAUCACCCAUCCACCGUCUUUCUCUUCUCUGCAAACCACCCUGAAAAAACACUAGCACCUAGAAACAAAAACCAUUCCCUUUUCUGCAAGAUACCUAAAACUGCAUAGGCCCUUUAACUUAUAACUCCCCUUCCUCCCCUCUCUCUCUCUCUCUCUAUCUAUCUAUCUAUAGUUGCAAGUACAAAAUGAAGUUCUUUUCCUUAAAGGAUCACAACCCAAGUUUAUUUUUAUUCAAAGUUCAACACUUCAGCAUAAGGGAUUGAAAGCAAAGUACUUAUAUUUGCAUUAGAGAUGCGUGGUCUUAAGCUCACUGAACGUUUCAAGAGCACUCAAGUUCAUGCUCUCAAUUCCUCUUCAUCAGAAACCAACGGUGGCAAUAGCAACAAAGCCUCAGUGGUUACCACCACCAAAUCUCAUAACAACCUUAACAGAAACCGAACUAUACUAUCAUCUUGGUCAAAAACCAAAUCCAGCACCAACAACAACUCAACCUCAGCAUUUGCAAACCUUGUCCCUCUUCAACUCCCUUCCACUGACACCAUUGAACCCUCCAUAGAACCUCAUGUUAAGCCCAUCAACCUUGUGGAGACCUUAGCAGAACUCUAUCAGCGCAGAGAGUGUUGUUCACAGUCCAAGAAAGCAUCACUGUGUGUGGAACAGUACUCUCUCUUGCGUAGCCUUGGUGACCAGAAAAUACUCCGAAGAUGUCUCAGGAUAGCAAGGGAGAAUGCUGAGGAUGUACUCUCCAAGGUUGUGUUGUCUGCAUGGUUGAGGUAUGAGAGGAGGGAUGAUGAGCUUGUUGGUGUGUCUUCAAUGGAUUGUGGUGGUUAUGUUCUUGAGUGUCCAAAGAAGAAUUUAGAAAACGGGUUUAGUCCUUGUUCAGUUAAUGAUCAAUGCCAGUGUCAGCAAGAGCCAAAUCAAGAAAGUUCCAUUGAGAAUGUGUGUUUGUCAGAUGAGGAAAGUGAUGUUUUGUUUUGUGUUGGGAAUGAAGAUAUCAGUUGUGUAAGGUGCAGGAUUGCUUCACUUUCUGAUCCGUUAAAUGCCAUGCUUUAUGGUGGGUUUGCUGAGUCCAAAAUGAGCAAGAUUGAUUUCUCAGGAAAUGGGAUAUGCCCCAAAGGAAUGAGGGCAGUGGAGUUUUACAGCAGGACCAAAAGAUUGGAUCUUUUCUGUCCCAUGACUGUUUUGGAGCUUCUGUCCUUUGCCAAUAGGUUUUGUUGUGAGGAGAUGAAAUCUGCCUGUGAUGCCCAUUUGGCUUCAAUUGUUGUGAACAUUGAAGAUGCAUUGACACUUAUUGAAUAUGGAUUGGAAGAGAGAGCCACCCUUCUUGUAGUGUCUUGCUUACAAGUGUUGCUUAGGGAGCUUCCUAAUUCUCUGCAUGAUCCAAAGAUGGUAAAAAUAUUCUCUAGUUCUGAGGCAAAGGAAAGGUUGGCCAAUCUGGGGUGUGCUUCUUUUUUAUUGUACUAUUUCCUGAGUCAAGUGGCUAUGGAGGAAAGCAUGACAUCUAAAACAACAAUGAUGUUACUAGAGAGAAUGAAAGAAUGUGCUAUAGAAAGAUGGCAGAAGGCCCUUGCAUUCCACCAAUUGGGGUGUGUGUUGCUAGAAAGGAAAGAAUACAAAGAUGCUCAGCAUUGUUUUGAGGAAGCAGUUGAGGAAGGUCAUGUUUAUUCUUUGGCUGGUGUGGCCAGAACUAAGCAUAAGCAGGGUCAACCAUAUUCAGCAUAUAAGUUAAUUAGUUCUCUCAUAUUUGAGUAUAAACCAGCUGGGUGGAUGUAUCAGGAGCGUGCACUGUACAAUAUGGGAAAGGAAAAGAGUUUUGAUUUAGAUGUUGCAACUGAAUUGGAUCCCUCCCUUUCAUUUCCAUAUAAGUAUAGAGCCCUGGCAAAGGUGGAAGAGAAGCAGAUAAAGGAAGGAAUUAUGGAGUUGAACAAGUUUAUUGGAUUUAAGCUCUCCCCUGAUUGCCUAGAAUUGAGGGCUUGGUUGUUUAUUGCACUUGAGGAAAAUGACAGUGCAAUAAGAGAUAUUAGAGCAUUAUUAACCAUAGAACCUAACUAUAUAACUUUACAUGGGAAGAUCAAAGGGGAAAACUUGCUCGAACUUCUAAGCCAUGGAGUUCAGCAGAAGAGUCAGGCUGAUUGCUGGAUGCAAUUAUACCAACAAUGGUCUUCUGUAGAUGACAUUGGUUCUUUGGCUAUUAUACAUCAAAUGCUAGAGAAUGAGCCUGGAAAGAGCCUGCUAGAGUUUCGUCAGUCUCUACUCCUGUUGAGGUUGAAUUGUCAAAAGGCUGCAAUGCAGAGUUUACGUUUGGCUAGAAAUCAUUCUAGCUCAUUGCAAGAAAGGCUAAUUUAUGAAGGAUGGAUUCUGUAUGAUACUGGCUAUCGCGAAGAAGCUUUGGAGAGGGCAGAUAAAUCCAUUACAAUUCAGAGAUCAUUUGAAGCUUUUUUCCUAAAAGCAUAUGUUUUGGCGGAUACAACUCUGGACCCUGAAUCUUCCUCCUAUGUUAUUAAGCUUCUAAAAGAAGCACUUAAAUGUCCUUCAGAUGGUCUUCGCAAAGGACAAGCAUUGAAUAACUUAGGUAGUAUUUAUGUGGAUUGUGGCAAGCUAGAACAUGCAAAAGAAUGCUACAAGAAUGCUCUUGCAAUUAGGCACACAAGAGCUCAUCAAGGUCUGGCACGUGUUUAUCAUCAGAAAAAUCAACGAAAAGCUGCAUAUGAUGAGAUGACCAAGCUGAUUGAGAAGGCAGAGAACAAUGCCUCAGCAUAUGAGAAAAGAUCAGAAUACUGUGACCGUGAGAUGGCAAAGGCUGAUCUUGAUUUUGCAACUCAACUUGAUCCCCUAAGGACAUAUCCAUAUAGAUAUAGGGCAGCAGUGAUGAUGGAUGAGCAAAAGGAAACUGAAGCAGUUGAAGAACUCACCAAAGCCAUAAAAUUCAGGCCUGACCUGCAAAUGCUUCAUCUUCGAGCAGCAUUUUAUGAGUCAAUGGGGGACCUAUCAUCUGCUCUUCAAGAUUGUCAGGCUGCACUUUGCUUAGAUCCAAACCAUGCAGGGACACUUGAUCUGUAUCAAAGGACUAAAAACUUGAACUUUUAAUCUCAAAAGUAUAUUGCAUCAGAAAGAUAAAAUGUGGUAAUACUGGUUAGACAAUUAAUCGGACACUCCCAAAAGACCAAGUUUUUCCCUCAAAUCUCACAGCAACCGCCUAAGAACAAAGAGAAUGGGAUGGAGGAUAUCAUAUGGAUUGUGGAAACAAAAACAGGAAGCAAUACUUUUUUGGAUGAAUCAAGAAAAAGAUGGAUGAAAAUGACGAAGUUAUGUGUUUAUAUUAUCAAAUAGGGAGGAUGAUUAAGAUAUAAAUUGUAAGAAUUUCAGAACAGUAACUCCAUUGAUAUGAUAUGUAUUCUUGUGAGUCAUAUUUACAGAAUUUGUCUCACGGUAUUUAAACGUCCUCUUGUACAGUUACAAGGUUAUAAAGAGAUUCAUACCACUUGAUUCCUACAAUGUAUAAUUCAUUUCCUGCACUUUUUUCUUUUUACUAAAAAUAAAAUUAAUCUUCCCGG
Abrus precatorius (Indian licorice) is the source of this 3909-nucleotide messenger RNA. Its product is annotated as ethylene-overproduction protein 1. Lineage: Eukaryota; Viridiplantae; Streptophyta; Magnoliopsida; Fabales; Fabaceae. The transcript is spliced from 4 exons. The record is from RefSeq and is a predicted model, not a curated record. Gene Ontology annotation, biological process: negative regulation of ethylene-activated signaling pathway. Gene Ontology annotation, molecular function: protein binding. The coding region runs from base 647 to 3442 and encodes 931 amino acids.